AUGACUGUUGAUAAUGCCUCCUCAAAUGACUCCAUGAUUACCUACUUGAGAAGGAAGAUUAAUGGGUGGAAAGGGGUUGUUUUAGGUGGAGAAUUUCUUCAUGUUAGGUGUUGUGCCCAUAUAGUGAACCUGAUUGUCAAUGAAGGUUUAAAAGACCUACAUGAUUCCAUAGCUGCCGUUCGUAACGCUGUGAGGUAUGUGAGGUCUUCUCCGGCUAGGUUACUGAAAUUCAAGUCAUGUGUAGAGCGAGAGAAAAUUGAAUACAAAGGUCUCGUAUGCUUAGAUGUCCCUUCUAGAUGGAACUCCACCUAUAUGAUGUUAGAUGCAGCCAUUAAGUUUCAAAAAGCUUUUGAAAGAUAUGAAGAGGAAGAUAACAAGUUUGUGUCUUAUUUUCGAGAAGAUGAGGGGGGGAAGCGGAAGAUUGGGCCGCCACUUGAUGAUGAUUGGAAAAAUGUUAAGCUAUCUGAAUUAAGCAAACAAGAUGAUUCAAUAUUUUCAUCCAUAGCUGUGAGUAUGAAAAAGAAGUAUGACAAGUAUUGGGGGAGUGUUGAGAAUAUAAAUUGUCUUCUCUUUGUGGCUGUUGUACUUGAUCCUAGGUACAAAAUGGAUUAUUUGACAUAUUGUUUCUCUAUAGUGUAUGCUUCUUCCACUUCUGAAACAUUAGCAAAGAAUGUGAAGGAUACUAUGUACCGGCUGCAUGAGGGUUAUAGGGGGGACAAAGAUGAAUCUGUGGCUAAUGCAAGUAGUGGGGAGGCGGCAACAACAAGUACACCAGAGGCAAAAAUGACUCUAGAAGGAAAAGGGUGUUUGUGGAGCUCCUUUCUUAGGAAAAUGAAGGAGAAGAAUGUGAAUGAGUACAAAAAUGAUGUGGACAGAUACUUGACAGACCCUAUGGAGGAUCCAACUCGGUCAAAGUUUGAUGUUUUAGAAUGGUGGAAGAAUAAUGCAACUAAUUACAAGGUUCUCUCACUAGUUGCAAGAGACAUUCUUGCCAUUCCUGUUUCAACAGUAGCCUCAUAA
Morus notabilis is the source of this 1020-nucleotide messenger RNA. RefSeq names its product zinc finger BED domain-containing protein RICESLEEPER 2-like. Gene Ontology annotation, molecular function: protein dimerization activity; DNA binding. The coding region runs from base 1 to 1020 and encodes 339 amino acids. The transcript is spliced from 2 exons. Lineage: Eukaryota; Viridiplantae; Streptophyta; Magnoliopsida; Rosales; Moraceae. The record is from RefSeq and is a predicted model, not a curated record.